Molecule: messenger RNA, 2203 nt
Organism: Alligator sinensis (Chinese alligator)
Lineage: Eukaryota; Metazoa; Chordata; Crocodylia; Alligatoridae
Gene: TMEM41B
Product: transmembrane protein 41B
Exons: 7
Coding region: 96-887 (263 amino acids)
Cellular component (GO): endoplasmic reticulum membrane
Source: RefSeq, a predicted model, not a curated record
CGUGGACUGGAGAAGAGGGGGCCCAGGGCCCAGAAGAGGGGGGAGGCAAGGGAGGCCCUAAGGUCCUGGCCGCCACGAAAGGCAGGAGGCAGCCGAUGGAGCCAAGGGAAAGGCAGGCGUCUCUCUGGCAAGGAAAAGCCCAUGUGGAAGGUGGAUCAGCACGAAUGUCCCUCCUUAUAUUAGUGUCUAUCUUCCUCUCUGCUGCUUCUAUCAUGUUUCUGGUAUAUAAAAAUUUUCCACAACUUAGUGAAGAAGAAAGAGAAUGUAUAAAAGUUCCCAGAGACAUGGAUGAUGCAAAGGCCUUAGGAAAAGUCCUAUCAAAAUACAAGGACACCUUUUAUGUCCAAGUAUUAGUGGCUUAUUUUGCCACAUACGUUUUCUUGCAAACAUUUGCUAUUCCUGGGUCUAUAUUUCUCAGUAUCCUCUCAGGGUUUCUUUAUCCAUUCCCAUUAGCCUUAUUUCUUGUCUGUUUGUGUUCUGGACUUGGAGCCUCUUUCUGUUAUAUGCUUUCCUAUUUAGUGGGAAGACCAGUUGUAUAUAGAUAUCUAACAGAAAAAGCUGUGAAAUGGUCCGAGCAGGUUGAACGACAUAGAGAACACCUCAUAAACUAUAUAAUAUUUUUGAGAAUAACGCCUUUCCUUCCUAAUUGGUUUAUCAAUAUAACAUCUCCUGUAAUAAAUGUACCAUUGAAAGUAUUUUUCAUUGGUACUUUUCUAGGUGUUGCACCACCAUCUUUUGUAGCAAUUAAAGCAGGAACAACAUUAUACCAACUUACAACAGCAGGGGAAGCUGUUUCCUGGAACUCUGUGUUUGUUCUCAUGAUUUUAGCUAUUCUCUCAAUUCUGCCAGCUAUCUUCCAGAAGAAACUUAAACAAAAGUUUGAAUAAGAAUCGCACUGGAUCUAACUUUCCCAUGCUUCAUCUCAGGAUCAGCACUUCUGAUAUUUGUACGCUCACUUUUCUAUGGGAGACUUGUAAUGGAUAAAAAUAUUCUUACUUCUGUAAAUAAGCACAUUUUGUUGCCUGAAAUUAAGGGAGCUGUGUUCAGAAAUAUUCUGUAUAUAGUUUUGUAGUCCAAAUCAUCAGUGUUGUACUCUUUUUGGAGACAAGAAGAGGGAACUGAACACCCAGAAGAUUGAACUUUUUGCUCUGGUUUAUAUAUGGGGUGGAAAGUUUCAGAUGGAAAUGUAACCUACAGAUGCUGGUUUCUAAACUUGCAAAAAAUAUAAAUCUAAGCAGUCAGUCUAAUUUUGUAGCAUUCUCAAUGCUGAUACAGACUUGCAUGUGAUUUGGUCUGGUUGCACUUAUUUUUCAUACCCACCUUUCCUUUUUAUUCUCUUGUCUUUCAUGGUUGUAGAAUAAUGUAAUGUAAAUAGUACUCGCUCAUAAAAUGACUUUUCUAUAAGAAGUACUUGAAACUCAAGUGAUGUAAGCCAGAAGAAGCUGAGAUUUUUUCAUUCUGUUUCUUUUUUCUUUGUGUUUAUUUUUCUUUUUAAAUACUUGAACACAUCUGCUUUAUGAACUGAAUUAACACACGGAGGAAUGUCAAGUAAUUCCCCCUUUAUCUGUAGAUUUUAUGUGGGGGCAGAUCCAAAUUUUAUUAUAGUUUGCUAAUAAAUGCUAAAGUUUUUAAUUCUUGUUUAGACAUAUUUUAAUAUCUAUUUUUGCCAGUAUUCCAAAUGAUAGCCUUAUCCUACUGAUUUAAAAUAAUUGCUACAUGGUUAUACAGUUAUUAAAUUACUAGAAUGAAUAUAAGUGAUUAUUAGCAGGGAUCCUGGUUUUCUCUGAUUUAAAAAAAUCCCCAAUUUUUGGUUAAAAACUAACCCCAAAUCCACUUUUUUCAGUGAUUAAAUGAAACACCACUAACAUAUAGAGUGAUGUUUCAUUUUAAUGAUGGAAAAAUAUGGAUUUGGGGUUACUUUUUUUUAACCAAAAAUUGGGGAUUUUUUUAAAUGGGAGAAAACCAGGUUCCCUGAUUAUUAGCUGCUUGCAAUUCUUGUGUGUAUACUGGUGAAAGACUGAAAAAAUCUCGCUCUUUAGUUGGUGGUAGCUUGCCACUAUGGCAACUCAAUUGGCUAAAAAGUGCAUCAGGUAUGCAAAUUAAUACAGGGUUUUUUCUGUUCAUCUAAAAUAUAUUGCCAUGUAUUGAUUUUAUGUAUCAUGUAAUGAAAAUACUACAUCUUACUGUACUUGAACUUAAAAAA